GAGAGAGAGAGAGAGAGAGAGAGAGAGAGAGAGAGAGGGAGAGGGGGCCAGACAUCCGUCAGCGUUCCUGUCUGUCGGUAACAAAGUAGAAAGAAAAACCGACCACGUCCACAAGGAGCUAUUUAACCUGAUUGAAACCGACGCCGCGGGGCCGCCGACACUUCUCCGUAAGCUGCUGUCCCAUGUAGGAGGGCGAGCAACAACAACGACCAAAAAAAAGAAAAAAGAAAAAAGAAAGAAACCAACACAGCCCACUGUAACACGGAUCCCCCCCCCCGACUUACAGUGUAAGCCUCAAGAAGACAGACAGAUGGAGAGAUAGAGAGACACACAGCGAGAAGGAGGAAGAAAAACCGCUGAGAAGCCGGGUGUCUCCUGUCGACCCUGUCCGUUCCCGGUCUCCUUGACGUGAUUUCUCUCUCUCUCUCUCUCUCUCUCUCUCUCUCUCUCUCUCUCUCUCUCUCUCUCUCUCUCUCUCUCUCUCUCUCUCUCUCUCUCUCUCUCUUUCGACAAGAAACGGAGCAACAUUUUGGAGAAGGAAAGAGGAGAGGACCGAGGCGGACGGACCGAGGGGGAGGAGAAGGGGGGUUUUCCUCUUUCUUCUACUCGUUCUUUUCCAUCCCUCCUUUCCAGCGUCUUUUAUCCCCCCUCUCCGAUUUAAAUGUUAAACUUCAUGGGUGUUUUAAACGCCACGACCACUGCCGUACAGACCAAUGUCUCCUGCACUUGUAACUGCAAGCGUUCCACCUCCUUCCAGAGUAUGGAGAUUACCCAGCUGGAGUUUGUCCAGAUCCUGGUGAUAGUGGUGGUGAUGAUGGUGAUGGUAGUGGUGAUCACCUGUUUGUUAAACCACUACCGCCUAUCCGCUCGUUCCCUCCUCUCCAGACACGCCCACACCCGCAGGAGACACCUGCCAUUGGCCAAUGAGGGGGGUCUGUGGUCCUCUGAAGGCCCAGCGGCAGCCACUGGGCUGAACGAGCACCAGGUGUACACCCCACGCUCUCAUGACCGAGGGGUUCCACCAUCCUACCUACAACGGGACCUCCAACACCCACAGUCCCAAAACCAGCCGCACCCCCAGACACAGCGCUUCCAGUCCACAUAUGCCCCAAGUCGCUUCCAGCCCACCUACCCUUACCUGCCCCAGAGCCUGAUUGACCUUCCCCCCACCAUCUCCCUGUCAGACGGGGAGGAACCACCGCCCUACCAGGGUCCCUGCACCCUGCAGCUACGAGACCCAGAGCAACAGAUGGAGCUGAACCGGGAGUCAGUCAGAGCUCCACCCAAUCGAACAGUGUAUGACUCACACCUCCUGGACCCCUCAUCUUCCUGUCGACAGACAAGUCUGCAGGCCCCCCCUCCAAGUGUCCAUGCAGGCAUCAGUGUGCUAGAAGCCCAGGAGGCCUUGGCCAGGCAGCAGAAGCAGGGUGCUCAAGUAGAAGGGGCACCUCCGGCUUACAGCGAAGUUAUCGGGCACUUUUACCAUCCAACGUCCCUGGCCCCAAACAUCAGCCAAAACCACAACCAUCGGACUUUACCCUCUUCACAAGCACCCCCGUCCUCACUGAUACAUGGUCUGCUCCGGCCUCUGCCUCAGCAACAAGCCCCACCCACUCCAGGAAAUGUGAACAACAGGAAUGCAAGGAAUACAAAAGAGAAAUCCCACAAGCCCCAGCAGGUGUGACAGUAUUUACGCCACUUCCUGUUUCCUGUAAACCCCACUUCCUCAUCCCUAGCCCAUAGGGAAAUCUAAAUCAUGGCCUUUAACCAAUGACAAAACUCCAGUUAAUAAUUCCAGUAGCCCUGAAGGUUAAGGUUAAGAUUGGGGUUUUGAAGAUGCUGACACUUUUUAGGAUUUCAUGGUCAGGUUCAGUUGUAAGAUGAAUUUGCCCGUAGAGAUCCUGAAUUGUGGUCACUCUUACAAUUUCCCCAACUAAUGGUUUGUAUGAGGAUUAGGUGGCAGGGAACUUAUUUCUAGACCAUGAUGUGGGGCAAGAAUACCCAGGGACUCCUGCACAAAGAAUAUUUGCUAUUUCCUGUCUCACAUCUUCCUGCUUCCUGUCUAAGGAGCACUUCAAAUGAAAAACGAACCGAUGAUAAUGAUGUAAGAGCAGGAGAGAAGUUGAGACAGGAGGGGUUGCCUAAGGGUAGACCCUCUCCUGUUCACUGCCCCCCCAACCUGACCCAACUCUAUCAGACUGACAUUACAGCUCUAGUCUUGAUUCUUUAUAAAUAUUUACUUGUUGUUCUGUUUAUGUCUAUAGAUGUUGUUCUGUUGUUUUGUUCUGUUUUGUUUUCUUAUUCAGCUUACAGCUUUUUGAAAACAAUUCUUAUUCAGGCGAACAGCGAAAUGUUGCAAUCUUCUAGCUAGGUGGGAAAAUUUAGUUUGUGGUCCCCGCCCCAUGCACUGCUUUGAUAGACAGCAGACUCUCUCUGUGGUUCUGGUUUCACUAGGUUCCAUAUCGUCCUGGUUCCCUCCAACUUAACAGUUUGAGAACGAAUCUUGUAAUGGAAGUAUCUGGGGAGAACAGACCUCAUUAGGUCUAAAAAAAAAAAGCCAUUUUAGUUUGCAUUUCACUCCCUGGUGUCUGCCUUAGAUCCUUGUUCAGGACUGUGCAGACUAAAUAUGGCAUUGACUACCCCCCCUCCCCACCCCGCCCCGCCCCGCCCCGCCUCCCCCACCAGGCUUUAGCUAUAUCAAUGGUGCAUGUUUGCACGUAAACAUAUUAGUAGGCUAGCAUAAUAUCAUAUUAGCAUGCCAGCACAAUUUAGCUGUUUAGACUGUUUCCAGGUAGAAGUUAGCCUUACUUAGUGGUUUCUUCAGCUAGGCUGUCAGUUCAAGCACAGUGCUAAAAUUCUGUGAGUUACAAGUUCUGUCAUAUAUCAACCACCAAAUGCAGGACUUGUAACAAAACAUGUUUUUUUUUUACUUUUGAAAUGCUACGCUUAACUUUUCAAAAGAAAAGUUUGCACAAGAUUCAAGACUGUUCACCACACAGAAAAAAAGAAAUCUGCAAUAUGUUUGAUAAGAGAGAGGACAGAGAAAGUUGGGGUAUUUUUCUAAACUAAAUUGAAUCUAAAGAGGGUUUUUUUUUUUGUUUUUUUUUUUUAUAUGUUGUCUAGCCCUAGAAAAAAAAGUUCAGUUAUAUGUUGGGGUGCCAACUUUUACAUGUUAAAUAUUGUGCUACAUACAUGUUGGCAUGUAUAUUCAGUAGAUAUAUGUGUACACGUGUAUGCGAACAGAAAGCAAACUUAAAAAGCACGAAUUUAGAGUUAUUUAUAUAAUUGCUGAAAAGAAUUGCACUAUUUUUUUAGAAUACACAGUUAGAACGUGAGUGAGAAACUGUUAAUUGUGAAGGAGCUCUGUCUUUGUCGGUGUGAUCGGAUAAGUGAGAAGUCCUGGGAAGUAAUUCCAUUGUCUGUUUCCAGGAGGCUUACCAGAGGGACACGCCGCCACAGUGCACAGUAGCUAGGUUUUCAGCAGAUUAUUGGAAGAUUCUGACAUUGAUUGAGCACAAUGGACUUGGACCCAACCAUUAUUAUACCAUUGAUAUAUAUAAAAAUUGGUUUAUGCAAAUGUUCGAGUCCCACCUGCCAAUCGCCAGGAUUCAACCCGAGGGCCCCAAUCAGAAGCUGUCCUCAUGGCUCUCUCUUUCCAUCGGCUUUACCAUUAGCCAGGCCUUAACCAACAAUGCUAAAGCCUCUGUUUUGUCAAAGCGCGCUGUUACUUUGACAGACUACCUCAACCGAAACAAGUCAAGCACAUACGAGUUCGCUCACACUAAUCAGACUUUUUUCAUGCUGAAUGAAUGACUUAAAUUUAUGCAUAAAGGAGACAAUGUGUAGUAAUUGUAGAAAUCUGUAAUUUAAGUUAGC
This is a messenger RNA of Lampris incognitus (smalleye Pacific opah), 3876 nucleotides long. RefSeq names its product prostate transmembrane protein, androgen induced 1 (gene pmepa1). Bases 662 to 1684 code for a protein of 340 amino acids. The record is from RefSeq and is a predicted model, not a curated record. Gene Ontology annotation, molecular function: R-SMAD binding. The transcript is spliced from 5 exons. Gene Ontology annotation, cellular component: early endosome membrane; Golgi membrane. Gene Ontology annotation, biological process: negative regulation of transforming growth factor beta receptor signaling pathway. NCBI's taxonomy places the organism in Eukaryota, Metazoa, Chordata, Actinopteri, Lampriformes, Lampridae.